Molecule: messenger RNA, 1278 nt
Organism: Cajanus cajan (pigeon pea)
Lineage: Eukaryota; Viridiplantae; Streptophyta; Magnoliopsida; Fabales; Fabaceae
Molecular function (GO): nucleic acid binding; RNA-DNA hybrid ribonuclease activity
Source: RefSeq, a predicted model, not a curated record
AUGGCAGACAAGUCAAGACCCAUAAUGUCUUUGUUGAAGAAGGCCAGCAAGUUCCAAUGGACUGAAGAAUGUGAGUCCUCAUUUCAAGACUUCAAGACAAUGCUCACAGCCCCGCCAUUGCUUGCUAAACCGAACCCCCAGCUAGAGAUGAUCGUCUACAUCUCGGUGUCUGACAAAGCUAUUAGCACGGCUCUAGUGCAAGAACAAACGAAACAAAUGUCGGUAUACUUCAUCAGUCGAGUCUUGCAAGAAGUCGAGACCCGGUACCAACAUCUUGAGAAAACGGUUCUAGCUCUCGUACACACGGCCCGACGUCUCCGACACUACUUCCAGAGCCACAAAGUCGUCGUCAAGACAGAUAGCCCGAUUGUCAAGGUCUUGCAGAAGCCCGAACUAGCCGGACGAAUGGUUGCUUGGUCCAUAGAACUAUCGCAAUUCGAUAUUCGUUUUGAACCAAGAGGACCCAUCAAAGCACAGAGCAUGGCCGACUUCAUAAACGAAUUCACUCCGGAAGUACCACCUAAGCCGCAUGUAUGGACUUUGCAUGUAGACGGGUCGUCAAACCAACAGGGUAGCGGAGCCGACAUUAUACUAGAAGGUCCUGGUAAAGUGGUGGUCGAACAAUCACUACAAUUCGGUUUUAGGACUUCCAACAACCAAGCCGAGUAUGAGGCCCUUCUCGCCGGCUUAAGGCUGGCAAACGACCUAAGCAUCACUAGAGUUAAGUGUUGGAGUGAUUCACAAGUGGUUACUGGACAUGUCAACGACACCUUCCAAAUUAAAGAGCCAACACUACUAUUAUACUUCCAUGCUUUCCAGAAGCUGAGAAACAAUUUCGAUGACGUUCGCGUUGAGCACAUACCCCGGGAACUUAACGCAAGAGCCGAUCAAUUGGCUAAGCUAGAAACCAGCAAGAAAACUAGCCAUUUGCGCAGCAUGAUACAACAAGAACUAAAAAAGCCAAGCAUCGUGGAAGCUGAGUGUUUACACGUCCAGCAGGGGAAUCCUAAUUGGAUGACCGGUAUAGUUAAGCACCUUUUGACUGGAGAACUACCUGCCAACCCCUUUGACGCUAAGAAGAUGAGAAUCAUGGCAGCACGGUAUACAUUAGUAGCUGGAGAGCUAUAUAAGUGGGGCAUCUCAUCGCCCCUGUUGAAGUGCUUAACUCCCGAACAAGCGCACUAUGUCCUCCGAGAAAUCCACGAAGGCAUAUGCGGAACUCACUCGAGAAUUCGAACUCUCGCAGCCAAGGUCAUCCGGGCCGGUUACUAUUGUUAG